Messenger RNA from Marmota flaviventris (yellow-bellied marmot), 1980 nucleotides. It is a transcript of the gene Gstm4, whose product is annotated as glutathione S-transferase mu 4. The record is from RefSeq and is a predicted model, not a curated record. NCBI's taxonomy places the organism in Eukaryota, Metazoa, Chordata, Mammalia, Rodentia, Sciuridae. Gene Ontology annotation, biological process: glutathione metabolic process. Gene Ontology annotation, molecular function: glutathione transferase activity.
CUCCCUUGCCCGGCGCCAGCAUAAAGUCAGGGCUCAGCCCCACCGAGGCCAGUCGGCUCCCCCACAACACCCGCACCAUGCCCAUGAUACUGGGUUACUGGGACAUCCGCGGGCUGGCUCAUGCCAUCCGCCUGCUCCUGGAAUACACAGACUCAAACUAUGAGGAGAAGAGAUACACCAUGGGGGACGCUCCAGACUAUGACAGAAGCCAGUGGCUGGAUGAGAAAUUCAAGCUGGGCCUGGACUUUCCCAAUCUGCCCUACUUGAUUGACGGGCCUCACAGGAUCACCCAGAGCAACGCCAUCCUGCGCUACAUUGCCCGCAAGCACAACCUGUGUGGGGAGACAGAAGAGGAGAUGAUUCGUGUGGACAUUUUGGAGAACCAGGCUAUGGACAUUGCCAAUGAGCUGGCUAGAGUCUGCUAUAGCCCAGACUUUGAGAAACUGAAGCCAGAGUACUUGGAGCGCAUCCCAGAGGCACUGAAGCUCUUUUCACAGUUCCUGGGGAAGAAGCCAUGGUUUGUUGGUGAUAAGAUCACCUUUGUGGAUUUCCUUGCUUAUGAUUUACUUGACCUGCACCGAAUAUUUCACCCUAAGUGCCUGGAUGAAUUUUCGAACCUGAAGGACUUCGUAUCCCGCUUUGAGGGCUUGAAGAAGAUCUCUGCCUACAUGAAGUCCAGCCGCUUCCUCCCCAAACCUCUGUACACAAAGGUGGCUACAUGGGGCAACAAGUAGGGCCUUGAAAGGAUAGGAUCAGGGAGUGAGGAGCCUGUUCUCUUCUGCUGCCAGGGCCCUGGGAAAGGGCCAGACCCCAUGCAGCUCUGGCAUUAUCUUCUCAUUUUUUUCUCUUCUGUCCAUCCCCCUAUCAUACCCACAGCCUUAUUGGCCCUCCUUUCUCCCUCUAAUCCUCAGAUGGGAAUUGGAGAUACAGAAAAAGAAAGACUGAACGAGUCUCAAAAGAAACUCCAAAACACCCAUGAGCCUUUGAAAGGCAAAACAAGCCCUCCUGAGCAACCUAUCCUGUAUCCUUAGCACAUGUCCUUAGCCCAUGUCAGUGACCCAUGCCCUUGCCCUCAAAUAGUUACAUGAGGGCCGUAUACAAUUGGUAGAAAAACUGGUGUGAACUUGUGUAAACCUGUCCUGGCUCUACCUGUCGUCCAGCCCCUAGGUGCUGUCCUGUUCUAAAUUAUAGCACCCUACACCAGGGAGUUGCUGUCUGUCCUUCCGGAGAUAGAGUCCCAUGAUCCCUUUUGAGGGCCAGUCCCCAAUGACCUGAGUACCUCUUAUUAGGCCCUAUCUCCUAAGGUUCCACUACCUCCGGAUAGUGCCACCCUGAUGACCAAGCCAUGAACACAUGAGCCUUUGAGGGACAUUCAGGAUCCAAACUAAAGCAGAGGCAUUUAGGGAAGACUCAGGUGAGAGAUACUGUUGCUCAUCAAGGAAGUUCUCUUACAACAACAGCUGUAUUUCUAGAAAAUUAUAUCCAAAAAUGGGUCAAGACUUGAAUAGAUGUUUCUCAAAAAUGAAUAUUCUAAUGGCCAAGAAACAUAUGAAAACAUGGUAAACACCAUUACAUAGCAGAGUAGUUAUAAAUACCAUAUACAUCCAGGUGUAUACUCACUCAGAUGGCUGACAUUCCGUGAACGGACAGUAGCUUGAAUUUAUGGAUUAACUGUAACUCUGAUGCAUUGCUGGUGGGACAACUACUUUGUAAUGGUGGCAACGACAUCUAAACCUAAACAUGCAAGUACCUAUGACCCAGGAUCCCUCCCAACAAGAAUGAAUGUUUUUGGUCUCCCAAAAGACAUGUUAAGACAUGUGCAACAAGAUUUGAAAGCAGCUUGAUUUUAAAUAGCCCACAACUGACCUCAACUGAAGAAUGGACAAAUAAACCAUUUUAUUAAUAUAGUUCUACUAUUCUUGUUAUGACAUGGUACGCUACGUUAAAAAUAAAUGCGCUAAGGCUGUGCAUGACAACAUG